AUGGCUACUAGACUAUUCACUAAAAGAUCUUACUGGUUAGCUGCUGCUGCUGCCACAACUGCCACUGCCGCAGUAUCCUUCAAUUACAAUGCUGAUAACAAUCCAUUCAACAGAAACAGUGGUAAUGCUAAGAAAGUUGGUGUUUUGACCUCUGCUGUUGCAGGUUUGAACGUCGCAAUCCCAAAUAAGUCAAAGAGCAUUAAAGAUUACCAAAAUGUCUAUAACGAUAUUGCAGAAAAAAUCAGAGAAGAAGAUGAAUUCGAUAACUAUAUUGGUUACGGUCCAAUCUUGGUUAGAAUUGCUUGGCACUCUUCUGGUACCUUCGAUAAGAACAAUAUGACAGGUGGUUCAUUUGGUGGUACCAUGAGAUUCAAGAAGGAAAUCAAUGAUCCAUCUAAUGCUGGUUUGAAACAAGCUGAUGAAUUCUUGGCUCCAAUUUAUAAGAAACAUUCAUGGAUUUCUCAUGGUGAUUUAUACACUUUAGCAGGUGUCACUGCAGUUCAAGAAGCACAAGGUCCAAAGAUCCCAUGGAGACCAGGUAGAGUUGAUCAACCAGAAAACACAACCCCAGAAAACGGUAGAUUACCAGACGCUACCGGUGACUCAAGCUAUGUUAGAAAUUACUUUGGUAGAUUUGGCUUCAAUGAUACUGAAAUUGUUGCAUUGAUUGGUGCCCAUUGUUUAGGUAAGACUCAUUUGGAAAACUCAGGAUUUGAAGGUCCAUGGGGUGCUGCUAGCAAUGUUUUCUCCAAUGAAUUCUUUGUAAACUUACUAAAUGAAAACUGGAAACUACAAAAGAAUGCAGCUGGUAACGAACAAUACGAUUCUCCAAAGGGUUACAUGAUGCUACCAGCUGAUUUCGCAUUAAGACAAGACAACAAGUUCUUAAAGUUGGUCAAAGCUUAUGCCAACGACCAAGAUCUAUUCUUCAACGAUUUCGCUAAAGCAUACGUCAAAUUAUUAGAAUCUGGUAUCCACUUCCCAGCUGAUCAAAAACCAUUCAUCUUCAAGACUUUAGAUGAACAAGAAUAG
Molecule: messenger RNA, 1032 nt
Organism: Vanderwaltozyma polyspora DSM 70294
Lineage: Eukaryota; Fungi; Ascomycota; Saccharomycetes; Saccharomycetales; Saccharomycetaceae
Gene: CCP1
Product: cytochrome-c peroxidase
Exons: 1
Coding region: 1-1032 (343 amino acids)
Biological process (GO): hydrogen peroxide catabolic process; cellular response to oxidative stress; response to reactive oxygen species
Molecular function (GO): peroxidase activity; heme binding
Source: RefSeq, a predicted model, not a curated record